AUGGCAGGCGGCGGCAUCCCAUCAGCCGCUCCCGCGCUGGCCGGCGGCUACCUCACCGGCCGCGCCCUCGUCUUCCCUCUCUCCCUCAUCAUCUCCCUCUUCUUCCUCUGGGGCUUCUCCUACGGCCUCCUCGAUGUCCUCAACAAGCACUUCCAGACCGUCCUCGGCAUCUCCAAGCUCGAGUCCACGGGCCUGCAGGUCAUGUACUUCGGCGGCGGCUACCUCCUCUUCUCCCCCAUCGCGGCCGAGUGCCUCAAGCGCCGCGGCUACAAGCAGACCAUCCUCAUGGGUCUCGGCCUCUACUCCCUCGGCGCCAUCCUCUUCUGGCCCGUCGCCCACGCCUCCACGCAGACCACAAACACCCGCGCAGUCUUCGGCGGCUUCUGCGCCUGCACCCUCGUCAUCGCCUGCGGCCUCGCGACCCUCGAGACCGCCGCCAACUCGUACGCCGUCGUCAUCGGCAAGCCCGAGUCCGCCUCCGCCCGCCUGCAGUUCUGCCAGUCCUGGAACGGCGUCGCCUCCUUCAUCGGCCCGCUCAUCGCCUCCAAGUUCUUCUUCUCCGGCGCCAACGCAAACUCCCUGACCAACGUCCAGUACGUCUACCUCGCCGUCUCCUGCGCCGGCGCCGCCGUCGCCGUGCUCUUCUUCUUCGCCCGCCUGCCCGAGGUCUCGGAGCAGACCAUCGAGGACUCCGGUCCGUCCGCCGACGCCAUGCCCGGCCAGGACGUCGGCCAGGGCCCCAUCUACAAGCAGUACAACCUCAUCUUCGCCUUCCUCGCGCAGUUCUGCUACGUCGGCUGCCAGGUCUCCAUCGCCACCCUCUUCAUCAACUAUGCCCACGAGAACGGCGGCUUCACAGACUCCCAGGCCGCCAACAUGCUGUCCUACGCCCUCAUCACCUUCACCGUCGGCCGCUUCAUCGCCACCGCCCUCGCCACCGUCUUCCAGUCCGACUUCCUCAUGAUCAUCUACACCGUCUGCGCCAUCGCCCUGACCGCGUACUGCUGCGUCGGCCGCGGCACCUCCGCCGUCGCCGUCCUCAUCGUCAUCUUCUUCUUCGAGGCCCCCAUGUACCCGACCCUCUUCACCCUCGGCACGGCCAACCUCGGCCGCCACACCCGCCGCGCCGCCGGUAUCAUGGUCCAGGGUGUCGCCGGUGGUGCCGUCUUCCCCCCCAUCCAGGCCGCCAUCGCCGACCACUCCAGCACGCGCAUCUCGUACGUCGUGCCUCUCGUCGGCUUCGUCUACGUUCUGGGAUACGUCACCAUGCACUGGCUCCGCCACGGCCGCCACGUUAUGCGCGUCAAGGAGGCCGACUACCCUCCUGUUGAGAGAGACGUCGAUGGCACCGUUGUCGUGGAGGAGAAGAAGAACACUGAUGCCUGGGUUGAGCGCAUCUAA
Molecule: messenger RNA, 1401 nt
Organism: Colletotrichum siamense
Lineage: Eukaryota; Fungi; Ascomycota; Sordariomycetes; Glomerellales; Glomerellaceae
Gene: gluP-1
Product: Glucose/galactose transporter
Exons: 1
Coding region: 1-1401 (466 amino acids)
Biological process (GO): transmembrane transport
Molecular function (GO): transmembrane transporter activity
Source: RefSeq, a predicted model, not a curated record